This is a messenger RNA of Mauremys mutica (yellowpond turtle), 462 nucleotides long. Its product is annotated as 39S ribosomal protein L54, mitochondrial-like. Lineage: Eukaryota; Metazoa; Chordata; Testudines; Geoemydidae. Gene Ontology annotation, cellular component: mitochondrial large ribosomal subunit. Gene Ontology annotation, molecular function: structural constituent of ribosome. The record is from RefSeq and is a predicted model, not a curated record. Bases 1 to 462 code for a protein of 153 amino acids. The transcript has 2 exons.
AUGGAAGUUGAAGCUAGACUAAUUCAGACUAGAGAUGAGACACAAAUUUUGAACAGUGAGGAGCCCCUGGCUGCCCAGGCACUUGUACAGGCUCUCGGGGAUGGGCGCUGCUUGGGUGCCGUCCCCACCACCUUCUGCAGGAUGCUGGCUAAUGGCUAUGCCAAGAAAGCAACGGUGAAGGCCAAAGGGAAACGAUUCAGUAAGGAGGAGAUGAGAGGGCUGGAUAUGUGCAAGGACCCCAAGCUGCUCACCAUGCACACCAUGGGAGUGAACUUCCACAGACAGGGCCCAGAGGUGGCUCUGAAGGACGGCUCCGAGUAUCCCGACUGGCUUUUCCAGAUGCAUCUCAGCCCCCCCAAGAAACUGGAGAAGCUGGACUCUGAGACACCCCAGUACUGGAGGCUCCUGCGGAAGCACAACACCUCGUGCCACAACAAACUGAGCAAGAGCAAGGAGUUUUAG